Messenger RNA from Ruditapes philippinarum (Manila clam), 7147 nucleotides. RefSeq lists its product as uncharacterized. Lineage: Eukaryota; Metazoa; Mollusca; Bivalvia; Venerida; Veneridae. The record is from RefSeq and is a predicted model, not a curated record. Gene Ontology annotation, biological process: DNA integration; protein dephosphorylation. The transcript is spliced from 16 exons. Gene Ontology annotation, molecular function: nucleic acid binding; protein tyrosine phosphatase activity. Bases 60 to 5915 code for a protein of 1951 amino acids.
UUUGGGGUCGAAAAUGUGAAUAUAAUUGUUCAAAAAAAUGUUUGAAUAAACAGUGUCAUAUGGAUCAAUCAUGUUUUUCAUGUGUUUCAGGAUUUCACGGAAAAUAUUGUAACAUUACAUGUCCUCGAAACUGUUUAGAUUCAUGUGAUAUGGCAGGUAAUUGCAACAACUGCAAAAUAGGAUAUUAUGGCAAACAUUGCACCAAGAAAUGUCCAUAUUACUGUAAAGACAAUUAUUGCUUUAUGAAUGGAAACUGUGCAAAAUGUUCUAGUGGGUUUUAUGGCCCUCAAUGUAAUGAAAGGUGUUACUCACAUUGCUUUGAAUGUACGAAUGGAACCAUCUGUGAUUCAUGCCCGGUUGGUUUCUUUGGUAUUACAUGUAGCGAGCAAUGUGGUUACUGUAAGGAUGAUACAUCUUGCGACAUAAAAACUGGUAACUGUAAACAGUGCACAGACAAAAUGUAUGGAAGUAAAUGCGAGUUUCAAAACUGCCUUUCGAAUUGCUUAAAUGAUUCAUGCAAUGUAAAGAGCGGUUUGUGCGACUUAGGAUGCAAACAAGGUUAUUGGGGAAACUAUUGUAAUAAUACAUGUUCCAGUAAAUGCUUGAAUGGCACAUGCAAUAAGGAGAAUGGGAUUUGCAUUAGCGGCUGUAUUGAUGACAAGUGUGACUGUUCAAAGAAUUGUAUUUGUGAUCAUGAAGACGGAUUUUCAACUAGCCUAUUAAAACCUAUACAUAAAGUUUUGAUGAUUGUUAUGCUUCUUAUUCUGAUAAUAAUGGCUGGCUUGAUAUGGAUAUUUGUUCGUAAAAGGUAUAUACAUCAGAAAAAUCGUAUAACCAGGAGUUUAGGAGAGUCCAUAACUUAUAAACAAGCGAGAAGAGCAGAGGAAAUGUUACUUUGUGAACAUGAGACUAACCGAAGAGAACAAAACAGCCCACAAAGACACGUGUAUGCAAAUUUAGAUGAUAUUGGGGAUGUAGCAAUAAAUGCCGGUGAUUUACCUUCACUGGGAACUGUUAACGGUGCCGAAUAUGCAUUUAUUGAGGGAAAACAACUACCCGAUAUUAAUGAUGACAGAGAAGACGACAUGACUGAGGCUGCUAAUAUCAAUGAAACGGCUAACGACUGUUUAUACGCCAAUGCAGAAUACUAUUUGAGAAGAAGAGUCCCAGUUAAUCAACUCAAAGCAUUUAUUAAGAGCAAAACGGAUAUUGAGUACAUAGAAGAAUUUAUGAGUUUACCGCAUGGACUCAUUAAACCGUUCCAUGACUCACAGAAGGCAGAAAACGUAUUGAAAAAUCGAUAUAAAGAUAUUUACCCUUAUGACAACAAAAGAGUUAUUCUUAACGACAGAGAAUCAGACUACAUCAAUGCCAGCUAUAUAGACGGUUAUAAAAGACAGAAGGUUUAUAUAGCAUCUUUAGGACCAACAGUUAAGCAAAUGGGAGCUGAUUUUGGUGUAUUCUGGAAUAUGGUUUGGCAAGAAAGAGUUUGUAAAAUAGUCAUGCUGACAAAUCUAGAAGAACUUGGGGUUCAGAAAUGUGACAAAUACUGGCCGGAUAAAGAUGUAUGCAUCAUGUAUGAAGACGUGAAAGUAAAAUGCCAGUCUGAGGAGAUAUAUCCUUGUUUCACAGUCAGGAUUUUCUCUGUUGAGAAAUCCGAAAAGAGAAUACUUUAUCAGAUGCAUUUCACAGCCUGGCCAGACAAGGGUACACCGCGGGAUGUCCAUAGCAUGAUCGAGUUUUGGGAGAAAUUGACAAGAAUACCUCGAUUUGAACUGGGACCAAUAGUUGUCCAUUGCAGUGCCGGUGUGGGACGAACAGGGACAUUUCUUGCAUUAGAUAUAUUAGCCAAUGAGGGAGUUGCUGAGGGGACCGUGGACAUAUUUGCUUGUGUCAGAAACUUAAGAGAAGAUCGAGUUAAUUUAGUACAGACAGAGCCACUCACAGAGAUUAUUCAUAUUGAAUGUGCUGACGGAUCAACACUUCCAUAUUUAGGAUACAUUCAAGCAGAUAUCAGUAUACCGAAUGGAAUUCCAGAGUCCAAGAAUCACACUUGUUUAUUUUUGAUUGUACCGGAUACUAAUUAUUCAGCUAGAACACCAGUCAUUUUAGGAACCAACAUUUUAGACAUACUUCUAAAGGAAUGUAAGGACAAUUUUGGAGACCAAUUUUUACAGAGAAGCAAACUGUAUAUACCAUGGUAUUUGUGUUUCAGAACCAUUGAGCUUAGAAAGAGAAAACUGCAACAUAACAAAAACAGAAUCGCCAUUGUAAGAAGUGCCGCACCCUAUAAAGUAUUGAUAAGGCCAAAUGAGACCAUCACCAUUGAUGUUUAUACUGAUAAAGAGAUAGAUCAUCCCGUGACAAAUGCCAUUUUUCAGGAAACUGAGGAUGCUUCUAUACCAGAAUUCAUAGAUGUCACACCAGCAUUAGUCAAGUAUGAAUAUGGGAAUAACCAUUGUAUGAAGAUUACCUUAUCGAAUCUUACAACCAACACGGCUACAAUUUCACCUAAAGAGAUGAUUUGCGAAUUACAACCAGUUAACAUUACAGAUGAAGCAUUACACAAAUUGGAAGGUGAAGAGUUAGACAGAGCAAGAGCCAGAAUAGUAUUAGAAUUGAAUCUGGACAAUAACAACUCAUUGACAGAUGAACAAAGAACAAGACUACGACAACUUUUAAUGACACAUAGGGAUAUAUUUUCAACUUCCGACAUAGACAUAGGACAGUGUAACAGGGUGAGACAUAGAAUUGAUCUAUUAGACUCUACACCAUUCAAGCAACGACAUAGAAGGAUUCCACCAUCAAUGAUAAAUGAAGUAAGGCAACAUCUAGAACAACUAUUGGCAUGUGCGACUCUUACGAACGAAAGAUUGGAUAUCAUACUCACUCGCCUGAAGUCAUGCAACCUGAAACUAGCUUCCGAAAAAUGUGAAUUCUUCAAACAACGAGUCAAAUUUCUAGGUCAUGUAGUCAGCAGUGAAGGCAUAGAAACAGAUCCAGACAAAAUCCAGAAAGUACGUGAUUGGCCAACACCGAAUAAUUCAGAGGAGCUACAUUCUUUCCUUUCAUUUGCCAGCUAUUACAGAAGAUUCAUUGAAGGAUUCAGCAAAAUCACCAGACCACUAGCAGAACUUAUACCCCACAACACUUCAAAGAGAGGAUGCAAGAAAAAGGCAACUAAACCAUGGAAUUGGACAAAGAGAGAGCAAGACAUAUUUGAAGAGCUGAAGAUAACAUUAUCAUCCCCACCUAUAUUGGCAUAUCCGGAUUUCUCCAAACCCUUUGAGCUACACACGGAUGCCUCGACAAUAGGACUUGGUGCGAUACUAUACCAACAACAAGGAGAACAUAAAAGAGUUAUUUCAUAUGCUUCAAGAUCACUUUCGAAAUCGGAAAAGAAUUACUCAGCUUAUAAACUAGAAUUUUUGGCAUUAAAAUGGGCAGUAACUGAGAAAUUUAAAGAUUAUUUGACUGGAAAUCAUUUCACCAUAUAUACAGACAACAAUCCUUUGACUUAUGUGCUGACUUCAGCUAAAUUGGAUGCAACCGGUCAAAGAUGGGCAGCAGCGCUUGGAGAAUUUGACUUCGAGAUACACUAUCGACCUGGAAUGAAAAAUACAGAUGCUGACGCCAUGAGCAGAUAUCCUACAGAUACAACCAUUCAAGAUCAGGAAGAAAGAACAACCAUAGAUAACAGCAUGGUGAGAGCAAUAUGUGGUGUAAUAAGUAUUCCAUAUGCAGAGACUCAAACAAUGAAUGUCAACAUCAUAGAUGCAACAGAAGACCCCAGUCAACCAAUGGCCCAGAUUGAGAUGAGAGAAAUAAGGAAGAAGCAAAGAGAAGACCCUUUACUAGACAGAUGGAGAAUAGCAGUGAUAGAUAAGACCAUUCCAGAUAAAUGUUUUGAUAAGAAAGACCAGAUUAUGAAGAAGAAUUUCAACCACUUAAAGAUCAAAAGAGGAAUCCUAUUUAGAGAAACAACUGAAGAUGACAACAAGAAAGAGCAACUAUGCAUACCAGAUGUUUAUAAAGAAGAAAUUUUACAUGGAUUACAUACUGAUGUAGGACAUCCAGGAAAAGAAAGAACCAGAAGAUUGAUCCAAGAAAGAUUUUACUGGCCUGGAAUGACAGCAGAUAUUGAUAGUUUUGUUUCAAAAUGUGACAGAUGCCUGAGAAGUAAAAGUCAAACCAACACAAGAGCUCCACUUGUUAAUGUUCAUACAACCUAUCCACUGGAAUUAGUUUGUUUUGACUAUCUGACACUGGAAUCAUCAAAAGGAGGAUAUGGAAACAUACUUGUCAUAACGGAUCAUUUUACUAAAUUCGCAUUAGCUAUUCCAACAAAGAAUCAGACUGCCAAAACUACUGCCGAAACUUUCUACAAUCACUUCAUCAUUCAUUACGGAAUUCCGACAAGACUUCAUUCAGAUCAAGGAGCUAACUUCGAAUCUCAACUUGUAAAAGAACUUUGUGAAAUCACCAACAUUAAGAAAUCUCAUACUUCAAUUUACCACCCACAAGGUAAUUCCGGACCAGAGCGGUUCAAUAGAACGCUUUUGGAUAUGCUAGGGACUCUCGAAAACUCACAGAAAAGCGAUUGGAAGAAGUACAUCAACUCACUAGUAUUCGCAUACAACUGUACCCCACAUGAGACAACCAAAGUAUCACCAUAUGAGCUUAUGUUCGGCAGGAAACCAAAACUUCCCAUUGAUAUAACUUUUGAACAAGCUAAAGAAGAUAAAACUAUCAACAAAACAACUCAGGAAUAUAUAGAAGACUUAAAAGAAAGAAUGAAUAGAAGUAAGGAGAUUGUACAGAAACACAUGGAUUUGGCAAAAGCGAAACAGAAGAAAUACUAUGAUAGGAAAGUUAGAGGUGCAAAGAUUGAGAUAGGAGAUUUUGUUUUAGUGAAGAUUUUGGCUCAUAAAGAAGGAAAACACAAGUUAGCUGACAAGUUCGAAGAAGACAUUUAUAAAGUUAUUGAUCAACCAAGAAAAGACAUUCCAGUGUAUUUAGUCAAAUCAAACAACGGCAAAGAACGCACACUACACAGAAAUCAUCUAUUCCUAGUUGAAUACCAAGAAGAAACAAAUGAGAACAUAGAAGAGGUGAAUGAGACAGAAGAGAGAGAAUCUGCAGAGGAGAAAGAUAGAGAUAAAGGGGAUGCAUCCGGACAGAAAACAUGUGACGUCACAGACUCAGAAGAUUCAGAUGAUGAAAUUGAUGAUAUAUUUGUUUCACAAACAAAAAUAGAUGGGGACGCCUAUCAGUCAAGAUGUAAUCAUACUGAAAGUGAGAAAGAAUCGGAAGUAGAUACAGAAGUACCUUUCAUUGAUACAAAUGUUGAAGAAACAGGCGUAAUCAAAGACAGCGUACAAGUAAUAGAAGAACCUGCAGUAGUUACUGAACCAAACGAUUCUAAAGAAGCAGAAUCACUGGUUGAAGAAGAGAAAAUAGAGGAGGAGAGAGAUGUUCAAACUGACCAUCUAGAACAACUUCACCUAAUAGAAGAAGAUUCAGAUAUAACCUGUAGUGUAGAGACAGAAGAUGAAACCAACAUUCAAGAACGUUUAACUGAAAGUAGGACAGAUGAAACUAUGACAGAAGAAAAUACAUGUAGAGAAGAUAGAACAUUACAAGACAUAGACAGAGAGACAGUAAAGAAGCAGGAGACAGAAGGAAUUGGAGUGAAGAAACGAAAGCGACAGUUACCACCAGAACCGACUAGAAAAUCAGAGAGAACGAAGAGAGUACCAGACAAAUACAAAGACUAUCAUAUGCAUAGCAUUAUUAACACUAGACCACAGUAUGAUCACAGAUUACAAGCAUUGGAAUCUAUGAUUGCUUCAGGUGUGUUGAAGAAUAUAGAAAUAGACACUGCAAGGAAAAUUGUUGAUGUUAUUAUGAAAUAAAUGCUAUAUUGAAUUGAUAUUGAAUUGAAAAUUGUACUUUACUGUACCAAUAAAUACAAAUUUGAGAUAACUAAAUGUGUUUUAAUAUUGAUUUAUUGCGAGGACGCAUAUGUUCCAAAGAAGGGGCGAGAAGAGAGAAGUUGAGCAUAUUUUUUGCAGGAAAUAUGAUUAUUGAUCAUAAUUCGCGACAUGACGCAUAUGUUUUUUUCGCAAUAAGUAUGAUUAUUUUGUUGCUUUGAAAUUGUUUUUUCGCGACGUUAUAUGCUAGCACGUUGAUCGCGAUAUUUGCGAGAGAAAAUUGAUGUCGUUUUGAGACACUAUGCAAACAUACUGAUUUUAUAUGCUUUAAAUUAAAACCAUUUUUUUGUAUUGAAAUGUAUAUUGUUUAAAAAUACAGCAUUGUAUUUUUGAUGCUGUUACAAUGAUAUGAUGUAUAGUUAUUUUAUGGAAGGACAAACAUUUUGUUCAUAAUUGUAGGAUAACCUUUAUAAAGGGGAAUGUUUGCUUCCAUGAAAUGUUGCUAAAUAUAUUUUAACUGACAGACUAUUUGACAUUACUAUUUGACAUGACAAUGACAUUUGACAUGACAAUGACGGGACGUCAUUUUCUCAAAGCAGGGAAGUGUGUAACCAAAGGGAAAUAAUCAGUUGUAGUUUAUUGAUUAAAAUCUGUAGGAGUGAUUUCCCUUGGCUGUUUUAUUAGUUAAUCAUGCGUGUAAUUGUUCCCGCCGUUUUCUGAGUUGUCAUCAGUUUUUGGUAGAAGGCAGACAUGUUUUUCAGUUGUUUAAAAUAAUAAAUUGGUUAUUAAUUCUUAAAUAGGAUUUUGGAUUUUGGAUUGAGUAUGUUGCAGUAACAUCACAAAGAUUGAGAGGAUUUUUGUAUGAGUGUCAUUGAGUCCAAUCCACAAUUGGGCUUGAUCUACUUAUUGAUCUACUUAUUGAUCUACUUAUUGAUCUACAUAUUAAUCUUCAUAUUGAUCUACAUAUUGAUAUCUUCUUGAUACUGAUUAUAUAUUGAUUGGUGCUUUUACAAGUGCUUGAUGUGAAGUUGUGAAUGUGAUGUGACUUUAACCUCUUGGGUUAAAUCUACUUGAUCUUUAUGUUGAUAUAGUAAUAUACUGAGAUCAUACAAUGAAUGGACAUUUCAAUUAAAAGUAUUGAACGAACUCAGCCUCGUUGAUAUUUAUUCCUUUACAUCUUUAAGGGCAUAAUUUUAACAAAGGUAACAUAUAUG